Messenger RNA from Zingiber officinale, 1310 nucleotides. Its product is annotated as DNA-directed RNA polymerases IV and V subunit 4-like. NCBI's taxonomy places the organism in Eukaryota, Viridiplantae, Streptophyta, Magnoliopsida, Zingiberales, Zingiberaceae. Gene Ontology annotation, cellular component: RNA polymerase complex. Gene Ontology annotation, molecular function: nucleotide binding. The record is from RefSeq and is a predicted model, not a curated record. The transcript has 10 exons. Gene Ontology annotation, biological process: DNA-templated transcription initiation. The coding region runs from base 129 to 866 and encodes 245 amino acids.
AGGUCAUUUUGGGCCGUGGCGGCCCAAUUCCGGUCACGGUCGGCGAUUUUGCCACCCCUUCGUUACCAAUAGGGUUUAGUCGGGGGAGUCCUCUUUUAUCCUCUCCCUCCUCAGCUACACUCUGGUGAAUGGCGGACAAAGCUGGAAAGGGAUCUGCCUUUCCUGGAGGAAAUGAUCUAGGAUCACUCAAAGGUAAGAGUGCUGCUGCCCUCAAGGAGUCGCAUGUUGAAAUUGAAUUAUCAGAUUCUGAUGGUGAAGGUUUUAUUGAAACACCUCUUCCAAGUUCCAAAGGAAAAUCAUCAGCUGAGGCUAAAUCUGGCAAGAAAAGGGUCUCUUUUUCAAGCUUAAAAACAAGUGGUAACAAUCUAUUCAAUAAUUCAACUGCAGGAGAUCUUGGUAAAAGUUCCAACGUUGGAAAGGCUGGGGGAAAAGGAAGCUUACCACAAGCAACACCACUCGAGCCUUUGAUAGCAGAAACACAAUUGAAACUCGAACUAGAACUUCCAAAAGGUGCUAGAUUAUUAAUGGAUUGUGAAGCUGCAGAAGUUUUACAAGAUAUCCAUGAACACAUGACUGUUCUAUCACAAGAUCCCAAGAUAAAAAUGCCUGAGUCAUUUAGCAAGGCAUUUCAAUAUUCCAAAGUCAAUGAUCAUUAUAACAAUGCCAAGGCUGUGCGACAGGUUUUGGAAACUUUGAAACUAAAUGCAGUCACUGAUGGCGAGAUAUGCUUGAUGGGGAAUGUUUGUCCAGAGAAUGUAGAUGAAGUUUAUGCUUUAAUACCAUCCUUGAAGGGAAAUAUAGAAAAGAAUGAAGUGGCACUCAAAGAUGCCAUAGCUAGUCUGGCAAAGUUCCGAACACCAAAAUAAUUAUUGUUGCAGUUCACUGUGACCAGGAUCAGAUUUCCUAUUACCAGUAUCAAAAUAGUGGUUCUUCACCUGAGAGUGAUUUAGAUCACCGCUCUAUAAAUUUAAGAAGCCACCUCGUUUGAUCUGUUCCGGAUUUUCAUGGCCCAUAUGAGAAACUGCAGUGGUUUAAGUGUCGGUAGGUUGUGCCUAACUAGGCACAAGAAGUUGGAUCUCUAAGUCUAGAACAUGAUGAGUUCGCUUGUUGCUACCUCUUCCUGUUGGAGCAAACUUACCAUUUUAUAUAUAUUACUUUUUUUACUAGCAGUGACACUACUGAAUGGGCUUGACUGAGCUAUGGCUACUUUAUUGCUGAGUCGAGCUAGGCUACAGGCAGCACUGUCUAUUUGACAAAUUUUGAGUCAUAUUGAAGUUUCAGUUUAUGACAGGAAUUAUACAGUUUCGGUA